Molecule: messenger RNA, 1468 nt
Organism: Naegleria gruberi
Lineage: Eukaryota; Heterolobosea; Eutetramitea; Acrasida; Naegleriidae
Exons: 2
Coding region: 114-1364 (416 amino acids)
Source: RefSeq, a predicted model, not a curated record
AAAAAAAAAUCAAGCCUAGGAGAAGCUACUCACUUUCUAUCAACAUAGCUUGUAAAUUCACACACCCUCUGCUUGUCUGUUCAAACUAGUAAUUUUCGUGCGAUCAAAUCGAAAUGCUGAUUUAUUUGAUACUUCCUGUAGCCUUGGCUGCGGUUGUCUUUUUCUACUUGAAUUCCAACUCUAAACAUCAAAAUGUUGUUAUCAAGUCUGAUUUAUUAACAACAAAACCUGUUGCUCCAAAGAAGAAGGAUGAUAAGAAAAAGGUUGCCAAAGUUGUUCUUGCUGAGGAUGAUAUUGUUGAAGCAUCAAAUGCCGAAAUGACUGAAAUUGAUGUUGCCGAAAUGUAUGGAUUAAACAAGAAGAAGAAGAAGCCUGUUGUUGAAGUUACCAAGAAGAAGCCUGCUGCCAAGAAGGAUACCAAGAAGCAACAACAACAACAAGCUCAACCUGAAACCACUGAAGGUGCUGAAGGUUUUCUCCUUGUUAAAAAGCCAGAAUUAACUGGUCGUAAGAAGGAAGACAAGCCAAAGAAGGUUGAAAAGCCAAAGAAGAAGGAUGAAAACAAGUCCAUCUUUAGAAAGCUUGUUACUGACGAUUCUGCUAAACCUGCUGGUGAAAAGAAGGAAGAAGUCGAAGCUGAACCACAAGAAGAAAAGAAGACUGAAAAGAAGGAUAAGAAGUCUGAAAAGGUUGAAAAAUCUGAAGAUAAGAAAUCCGAAAAGAAGUCAAAGGAAGAAAAGAGUGGUAAGGACAAGAAGAAGGCUGAAACAAGUGCAUCAGUCGAUGAAACUGAAAGCCCAGUCACUCCUGUUGUUGUUGAAGAAAAGAAACCAGAAAGAAAGCCAGUCACUGUUGUCAAGGAUCCAUAUGAAACUGUUGAUGAUUUCUGGGGUGAUAAUGUUAAACAAGUUCAACCAAAGCCUCCAAGAGAACCAAGAGAAAAUAAGGAAAAGAAGGAACCAAGAGAACCAAGAGAACCAAAAGAAAAUAAGGAACCAAGAGAACAAAAGGAACCAAAGGAAAAGAAGGCUAGAGAACCAAGAGAACAAAAGGAACAAAGAGAACCAAAGAAGAAGGAUAUUGUUUUGACAAAGGAAAAGAAGGAACCAAAGGAACAAAAGGCCUCAGUUAAGAUCUUUAACCAAGUUGAAUCUUCUGCCACAUGGAACAUUGCCUCUUCUGAAUCUCCAGUUUCUGCACCAGAAUCUGGAAAUUCUGACUUCCCAAAGUUUGGUGAAAAGGUUAAGAAGGUUAAGCCUGCUAAACAACCUGUUGCUUCAUCAUCAACUGAUGUUGCCACUCCAACUGAAGUUGUUGAAUCAACUCCAACUGAGGAAGUUAAAUCAGAAGAAGAACAACAAUAAGGAAUUUUAGUUUAAAACUAAGCAAUUUUUAAUUUUUCACACCACAUGUAAAUUUAUAAAUUAUAUAAAUAAUUUUGUUAAAUAUUAAAUAAUAAUAAUUAUUC